GUUAUCAUCUUUAGAGGGAGACGGAGGAAGAAAGUAGUUGGACCACCAAAAAUGGCCUGCUCUGCAACUCCCUGUACUCUCAUGCUAUCCCACGGCGCUUCCUCUCUUCUUCCCCAACACCUCACCCCCUCUUUCUCCUUCAAACCCAAACCAUGCUUCUUCAACUUCUCCAACACUUUCUCUCUCUACCCACUUCUUUUACAUUUCACACACACAAAAUCCAACAAUUGGAUUGAUGUUUCUUCACCCAAUUCCCCAGUUGUUGUGGCUGCUUUGGCUGUUGAAGUAGAGGUAGCAGAAGAAACCGAACAACUCCAAGAGGGUGUUGUGGAAAGUGGUGUUGUUGUUACCCCAACUAAGCCCAAGAAAGGCAAAGCUGCAUUGCCUCUCAAGAGUGACAGAAGAAGGUCUAAGAGAUUCUUGGAAAUUCAAAAAUUGAAGGAAAACAAGAAAGAGAAUGACUUAAAAACAGCAAUAUCAUUGCUUAAGCAAAUGGCAAGCACAAAGUUUGUCGAAACAGCUGAAGCUCAUUUCCUUCUCAACAUUGACCCAAGAUACAAUGAUCAACAGCUGAGGGCAACAGUGAAUUUACCCAACGGAACUGGACUGACGGUUAGAGUGGCUGUUCUCACUCAAGGUGAGAAGUUCGAUGAAGCUAAAAAUGCAGGAGCUGAUCUGGUUGGUGGAGAGGAGUUGAUAGGCCAGAUAAAAGGAGGAUUCAUGGAAUUUGAUAAAUUAAUUGCUACUCCAGAUAUGAUGCCCAAGGUUGCCCAAGUAGGAAAGAUUUUGGGUCCUCGUGUACUCAUGCCAAAUCCAAAAGCUGGUACUGUUACAACUAAUUAUCUCAGACUUCUGAGGUGA
Molecule: messenger RNA, 861 nt
Organism: Camellia sinensis
Lineage: Eukaryota; Viridiplantae; Streptophyta; Magnoliopsida; Ericales; Theaceae
Source: RefSeq, a predicted model, not a curated record